Messenger RNA from Anopheles moucheti, 2727 nucleotides. RefSeq names its product toll-like receptor 3. NCBI's taxonomy places the organism in Eukaryota, Metazoa, Arthropoda, Insecta, Diptera, Culicidae. Bases 1 to 2727 code for a protein of 908 amino acids. Gene Ontology annotation, molecular function: protein binding. The transcript is spliced from 4 exons. The record is from RefSeq and is a predicted model, not a curated record.
AUGCCAGUGAUGCCCAGCGACGAGAACCUGCCACCACCAGCAGCGGGUGCAGCACCUCCGCAGCACAUUCAAUUGCUAACACCACCGUAUAUUCCGCCACCACAGAAUGCUCCGACGAUGCAGUCGUAUCCGGAAGUAUGUUCGCUCAAACUCCCUGGAUUCUGGAUGAACGCACCCGACAGUUGGUUCAUCCAGGCGGAGGCGCAGUUCGACCUUACGUACAUUCGGUCGGAAAACACCAAGUACGCCCAUCUUCUUGCGUCCUUAACUCCCGACGCGUUGGAUAAAGUUAUAGAUGUCAUCCGCUCGCCACCGGAGGAAAAUCGGUACACCAGUUUAAAACAUGCACUGAUGACCAGACUCUCGGCCAGCGAAGAACAACGCAUAGGGAAGCUGCUGUACAACGCAGAAAUAGGGGACUCUAGCCCAUCAGAGUUCCAUCGCCGAAUGACGCAACUAGCAGGAUCGUCGACCGAUGUAUCGGAAAGCACAUUGGAGAUGCACAAUCUCUUGGUAUCGUCGACUACCAGCAAGCUGUUCGACAUCUUUGAAUCAUCGCGGAAAGACAUGGACACUUCACUCAUCAUGAAAAAGUCCGCUAUACGCAAUUUCGUGUUGGAAAAUGGUGGAACUCUCCAUUCAGUGGAGUUUGAAAAAACACACCUCAGCUCGAUACUGUUCGGGAAAAAUUGUACUCUAGCGCAUCUAAGGAUCAAACACAGCAAACUGUCCCAUCUGCCCAAUUCCAUACAAGAACUCAAAAAUUUGAACACGCUUACAAUCAGGCACUCGCUAAUUCAAGCGAUCAAUUUGAACGUUAUUGCCAAGUUACCAAAGUUGUCGAUGCUAGAUCUGACCAGAAACAGAAUACACUCGCUGUACUUUACGGCAGAGAAUGCUUCGUUUCCGACGCUGGCUUAUGUGUUCUUACGGGAAAACAAACUAAGAAGCAUCAACAUGGACAUAUUUAAUGCAAUGAACUCUCUAGGAUAUAUUGAACUGUCGCACAACCGCAUAAGUGCUGUGUCGGGAUCAUUAGUGUCUAGUGCAUUGGAAAAUAUCGAUCUGUCGUUUAACAGAAUACUUAAGAUAGACAAUUGUGUGUUGGAACGCUGUUCUGUUGUGACAUUUUUCAUAGAACUAACUCGUUGCAGUGUUUUCCUGUGGUCAACACUUUUCCAAACAUGCACGGCACUAAGUUUUAGUUGUGACGCUGACUUUGCAUGUACAAUACGGAAUUGGAACCCGAGUGAGGAAGGAACGUUUGUCUUAGAUCACAUCCCGAACGAACAUGGAGCAUUGGAGAUUCAUAAUCUUUUGAUAUCGUCAACUACCAGCAAGCUGUUCGACAUCUUUGAAUCAUCGCGGAAAGACAUGUACACUUCACUCAUCAUGAAAAAGUCCCCUAUACGCAAUUUCGUGUUGGAGAAUGGUGGAACUUUCUAUUCAGUGGAGUUUGAAAACACACACCUUAGCUCGAUACGUGUUUUCCUGUGGUCAACACUUUUCCAAACAUGCACGGCACUAAGUUUUAGUUGUGACGCUGACUUUGCAUGUACAAUACGGAAUUGGAACCCGAGUGAGGAAGGAACGUUUGUCUUAGAUCACAUCCCGAACGAACAUGGAGCAUUGGAGAUUCAUAAUCUUUUGAUAUCGUCAACUACCAGCAAGCUGUUCGACAUCUUUGAAUCAUCGCGGAAAGACAUGUACACUUCACUCAUCAUGAAAAAGUCCCCUAUACGCAAUUUCGUGUUGGAGAAUGGUGGAACUUUCUAUUCAGUGGAGUUUGAAAACACACACCUUAGCUCGAUACUGUUCGGGAAAAAUUGUACUCUAGCGCAACUAAGGAUCAAACACAGCAAACUGUCCCAUUUGCCCAACUCCAUACAAGAACUCAAAGAUCUGAACUGGCUCACAAUAAGUCACUCGCUAAUUCAAGCGAUCAAUUUGAACGUUAUUGCCAAGUUACCAAAGUUGACGAUGCUAGAUCUGACCAGAAACAGAAUACACUCCUUGUACUGUACGGUGGAGAGUGCUUCGUUUCCGACGCUGGCUGAAGUGUUCUUACGGGAAAACAAACUGAGAAGCAUCAACAUGGACAUAUUCAACGCGAUGAAGUAUCUCGAAAAUAUCGAUCUAUCACACAAUCUCAUGAGUGUAAUGACGGGAUCAUUAGUGUCCAGCAGUAUGAAAUUACUCGAUCUGUCGUUUAACAGACUACUCAAGAUAGACUGUUGCAAGUGGAACGUUCCAAAUUUAUAUAAUCUUAUAGCACACGAUAAUCUCUUUCUCUCACUGCCAAGGUGUAUAGAACAGACAUUAGUGAAUGUUUCUCACUUAGAUUUUGACAACAAUCAAUUCGGCUUGGAUGUGUUAUUCGUAUUCGGACAUUUUAAGAACUUACAGACUCUGUCCUUAAAAAACAACAAACUAACGCACUUCGUGCUGAACGAGACUACUAUCCCAAUGAAAAUGACUGUUUUAAAUUUAGGUAUCAACAAAUUAAGACGCUUGGAAAUACCGUAUGUUCCCAACAAGAACAUCUACAUAGACGUCUCCUUGAACUGCAUCAGCAAUGUAGAUUGGGAACAAAUUUCCAAAAAUCUCACGAAGCUGGAUAUGGCGGGAAAUCCAUUGGAUUGCAGUUUUGGUGACACAUAUGGCUAUGAAAUUAGAGCAAAUCUGUCUUGCAUAGUAAAUAAAAACCAGCUUUGCGCUAGAAGUUAA